Molecule: messenger RNA, 5928 nt
Organism: Theileria parva strain Muguga
Lineage: Eukaryota; Apicomplexa; Aconoidasida; Piroplasmida; Theileriidae
Exons: 3
Coding region: 1-5928 (1975 amino acids)
Biological process (GO): endosomal vesicle fusion; protein targeting to vacuole
Cellular component (GO): late endosome; HOPS complex
Molecular function (GO): protein binding
Source: RefSeq, a predicted model, not a curated record
AUGAAUUUGGAAGAAUUUUUGGAGUUUUUGGAAGAAUCGGAUGAUGAUGUUGAUUCAAAUCCAAAUAACCAGGCUAGAGAAUCCAUUAAAAAUGAACAUAUCAAUAAAGAUAUUGAUUACAAUGAAAUAUACAACAAACUAGUUCACGAGGAACUGUCAAAUGAUUCUGAUUCACUCGACCUCAAUGAUUCCUCAACCUCCAACAACCAAUUAAACAAGGAUAAAAUCACUAAUGGCUCCGAAGAGGCCUCUGGCCUGUUAACUGAUGAAAGUUUUAACAAUGAUUCAAUUUCAACAUUGCCUAUAGAUAAUACCAUCACCUCUUUGUCGUUAAGUACUUCUGACGGCAAGGUAACUUCGAAAUUUGAAACUAAUUUUGAUUUGUCUGAGCCAGUUAAUAUCGCAAAACAGUCGAAAAUUGAAUCUUCUGGAAAAUCAAACCAACACGAUGUAAAUAUUUGCCAAUGUAAAAUAGAUAAUAAAUUAGUAAAAUACUCCAUUAAAAAUUGUGGAGAUCUUUUCAACGCAGUGGAACAUUGCGUACAAAUGCAACUCUCAGAAUGGGAUAACAAACAUAAGCUACAUUUAAUUAAUAAAUUAAGAGAAUAUAGAAACAAAUUAAAUAACUACCAUGAAGAAUCAUCUAAAUUUAACUCUACAGAUGAUUCAGGUACACUGGAAAGACUGAUCCCAGAUAUCUCUAAAGAUUAUUUGAAGGCACUAUCCCUACCAUCUACAACCUUAAUAGAUGAUUCACACAAUACCAAGCUUAGCAUAAGGUGUAGACAUAAGCUGACCACAUCAUUAGAGUUGUUAAAGAUAUUUGAAGACAGGUUUUACUCAAUUGAUGACUCAUCUAUAAAUCGUUCAACAAAAUCACCAGGGAAACUUUUAACUCCAACAUGCGUAUGUACAAGUAGUGAUUUAAUAAUAUUUGGGACUAUGUGCGGAUCAGUUUUCAUCUCUGAGUUCUCACUCUACAAUUCGGAACGGAAGUUUUGCUCCUACAAUGAAUACGAUGGAUUGGACUCGUCUAUAGACCCACUUAACUGGUAUGAAAUCGAUUCGGAGAAAGGAGUGUCAGUAACGUCACUCGAUAUUCUGCCAAAUACUAGUUGGAUCACAGUAGGAUAUAGUGAUGGAACGGUUAAAUUACUGCAGAACUUUAAGGUAACAAGGCCACCUAAAGGUCAUUCUUCAUUGAAAGCUGAGACAGGAGACUCAAAAAAUGCAGAUAGUAGAACAUUUGGAUUAAUGGCAGACGCAGUAUCCUCAGCAUUUGGUGGAAUUAAAAAGACAAGCUCACAAACACUAUGCUCUACGGAUGUUUUCAACGACUCCGUGUUAAACUGCAAGUUCACAUUCGCAGAGUCAUACGAAGAAAUCAUUUGUUCAAACUUAAAGAGUAUAGCAAUACUGACGUACUCAAAAAAUGUGCUAUCUCACAACUUAAAUGUAAAUUAUUUACAAUCCUUGAAUGAAAGGUUGGAAAAUGACCAAGUUGUGGAUAUAGUGUGUCUAUCCUCGAACCCUCAGGCAAAAUUUAUCACAGGAGGAGACGUGGGUGGAAUUUGUGCAAUACUGACACUUAAAACAUGCCUUGUCUUCUCAACCAGGCCAAGAUUAUCCAUAAUAAUCAAUGUUUCCUUGGACAAACUUAACAGGAAUGUGAGCGCUGACUUUAACCAAACACCCAGCGUAACAUGGAUGAUAUUCAAUACCGGAAAGAAGAAUAUCAAACCUCUGUUACUAAUUUCGAUGGGAAAUCAAAUCAGAUUUAUUCAGUGUAAUCUGCAAACGGUGAAAGGAGUUCCUAGCAUGAAUGUUUCUAAUAUGGGAACAAUACAGUUUAGAAAUCCAAUACGAUGUAUAAGGAUAGUGACGAGACUGAUACUUGCAAUAGUGGAUUCAACAAAUACACUACACAUAGUACAAAUUAAUUUAAACACACUUCAAAUGUAUUAUGACAUUAUAAGGAGUCUUGAUUUAACUGAUUUAAGUACUAAAAUGGAGCUGGGGAUCGAUGUCUUUGAUCCACUCUGGCUACUACAGCCGAGUAUCCUGUCGACGAUUACAGUGUUUUCAAAGACAGUUAAAAUGGUGGCUAAGGGGUACAAGAAGUUUUCUAACCUCGUUUCUGACCUAUUUCAAGGAAAGAAACAUACAUCCUCAUUUGAGCUGAAAAACUUCAGCAUCCUCAUACUAGUCCCAAAUGGAGUUCUCGGAAUUGAAAUCAACUCCUGGAUAAAGGUGAUAGGGGAACUGUCAGCAUCAAAGAUGUUCUGUGAGGCACUUUCAAUAAUAUACGCUUUGUCAGAAGAGUGGAUACCAGGAUUAUUUGACUUCAGAGCAUUUAAAAAUAACUUGAGCCAGCUUAUUUUAUAUAUUCUGCACCAGUCGUCAGCCCACAUAAUAAAGCUGUCAAAGUUGGUUAACGAAACGCAAAAUAUCUCUACAAAUUUACUUAAUUUGGAUUCAGAGGCACCAAAGGAAGAUUACUGGAACACAAAGGUUAAAACUGACGUUUAUGACCAGAUUAAUACUUUGUGUUGUUCAAUGAUAGACAUCUGUGUUUCCUCGAGGCUUUACGAGCCGUUGAAUGAUUUGAUAUUCAGGUGUUUUGCAACAAUUGACCUUGAACAUGUUUUUGUAAAAUAUAUACUUCUAAAUGUACACAACACCAGGAUUGGAUUGGAGUUCCUCAACUCUCAAAUCAUAGAAAGCAUAUGCAAAACAUACGAAAAUGUCUUGGAUAGUAUGUACACUCACUUUUUGGAGGAUCACUACUACCUGGAAGAUGAAAUACUAUACCUUAACCAAGUUAUUAAUCCCAACUUCGCAAUAAAUCUUAAAAGUAAAACGUACAAUAAUUGUGAAAAGUGUGAUAUUAGUAAGUUAGAGGUUUGCAAUUUGAUACAAAAAUUGGUUGAAAACAUUGAUUAUGGCGAUUUGGGUUACUUAUUUAAGAAGUUUAAAUUUGACCAUAGACUCCUCUCAUACCAUAUUAUUUGUAAUAAUCUUUGUAAGAUCCAGUUUUACUGCUUUAAGAAUAAUGUUAUAACGGAAACUAACAAGGCAAUAAAUAGACUCAGCAGGCAUUUUUCAUGGCACUGUCUAAUUUAUUGUCAGUCGGUGGUGCUGGACGACUACUCCAAUGUCUUAGACAUAAUAAUAACUCACGCAUAUAACAAGUGCAAUGAACUGAAAACACAAAUGAGUGUUAUUUCAGAAAAUGAGAAUGAGUCUAGUAAAACCAUAGAAGCUGACGAAACAGAAACAGAACCAGACAACCCAGAUACGCAGGUUAAUUGUGAAGAAGAGGAUUCAGAUGAAUUUGAGAGUGAUAUUAGUAGUUUAAAAAAUGAAGAAAAUGAAUUAAAUAGUGGCAUUUCGAAAUCGGAAGUUACACUCCCAUUAAAGUUGUCAGAGAAUUUGUUUGUUGUUCAGGUGUUGUUUUUGACACUGGAGUCAUUUCUUACAUUCGAGAACUGUGGACUCACUGAGACCAUCGAUACUAGCAGUUACUGUAACAUAAUCUCAUAUCUCACAUCCACUGAAGUCUUUAAACCAACCUUCCCAAUAGACUCUAGACCAAUUUAUGCCAGGAACACACUAGUUUACGAUCCUGUAACUAUACACUUUGAUGAGAUAGAAUCACAGCAGUUUGAAUAUGAUUUUAAAGAACCAGAAUCUUCAGUGAUAUUUAAGCUCCUGUCUAUAUCCCCAAGGCUGUUCUUUGUCUGUUUAGAAAACCUGUUCAAUUGCUCAGAUAAGUUCGAAAAUUACUACACAGAGAUAGGGACUAAAAUGGCCACAUUUAAUUUUAUCCUCAAUGUUGUGGUUUCUUGUGUUUAUAAAUUAGAGGAACUGUUUGGGUCCGGAUCCGCUAACAUGAUUUUGAAGAUGUUGUCAUUUCUCUUUCUCACUGUGUCUUCUAGUACGGAAUCUUUUUACCUAAAUUUAAACACCUCGAUCCUCUCAAUAUAUAAGUUGUUGAAGCUGAAGAAUGAAUUUCUGGACUAUAACCCUGAUUUGAAGGUUGAAGUAGAUUAUUCCAAGGAUCUGAUAGACCAAGAAGGCUACUUUAACAUCACUUACUUCCAGGAUGUGUUUUACAGAAGUAACCCAGUCUUUGACCAGGAAUGCGUGAUGAUUGUAACUCCAUUAUCAGUUGAUAAGGUUGUAUUCACAUUUCUGAGAAACUUUAUAUAUUCAAUAUCUUCAAAACUAACAUCGAAAUCUGAUUUGUGGAAUAACCUGGAGUUCACCCAGCUGGUGAGAAUGUGCAAGGAGUUCAUAAGCUUUACUAGUUUCUCACUAAGGUUCUUCUUCUAUCAAAUUACAGGGGAUUUUGACGGAAUAAUCAAAGAAUACGAUGCACUAAACAGAGAGGAAAACAUCUUCACAUUUCUUGAUAAAUGCAUUGAAUACAUAAGGUCGAGUCCCCAGGCCUUCCCUGAGAACGUUGAGCACCUGCUUCUCUUGGAUUCGACAAUCAGAAAGAAUUUCGUAGGAGCAGUAAUGAAAAAUUUGACAAUUCUAAUCAAGCUAGACUUAAAUAAAGUAACCAAUCUUUUGAUACAGAUAUUCUCCCUUAUGGAUAUUAUUAAAACAUUAGACGCCACACUGGAAACAUCACCUGAGACCAUACUAAACACACUGGAAAAACUACCUGACCUCCAACUACUAGUGUUAGACGCACUCCUAAAGUCAAAGUCAACUAGUGGAAAUAUGCUACAAUUUCCAAAUUCUUACUUUAACCGUUACCUGAACCUUCUGAGCAUACACGACAAGGCUAACGUGUCUAAUUUCCUCAAGAGACAGAAAAGCCUAAAUAUUACCUACUGUUUGAAGAUAUGUAAACAGAAUAACAUUGAGGAUGCAGUAAUUUAUCUUCUCCUUCGAGCUGGAAACCUUGAGGCCGCAGUUCGUCUUCUGGUUCUGUCGUUCUCUAACAAUAUUAGUAAAGACCUGAGGGUAUGUUCAACACUAAUUAAGACCGCCCAAAGCAUAUGUCAGGAGUAUGAAAACCAACUCUCGUAUGAAAUAAUAGAAAGAAUGUGGUUCACAAUGUUGAAAUCGUUGAUUCAGUCAUUAAAAUCUGACGAACCCAAAAGUGGAGUUGAACCUAAAGAGGGUUUAAACAACGAUGCUGUUAAAAUUAAUGGAUCUGAAGAAAAACCUUAUGAUAUUAAUAAGGAAGAAGAAUUGAAAAGGUUGGUUGAGGAAAUAUUCUCAGUGGGAGUUUUAAAGUACGUGAAGUUUCCAAAUGCUUUGAGAGAGAUUACAAAGUAUGACACAAGUCUAGAAAUAUUCAAGAAACCUCUUCAUAACUUAUUGUCAGAUUUUCAACUGCAGACUUAUAUAGCAAACAGUGCCUCGACGAUGUCUAAAACAAUAAUGAACAAGGAGUUUAGAUCAACACAGAUUUUUAACAAUAGAGGCGUAGUGAUUAACACCAUUGGCAGAGGUCCUAAGAUUAACCGAAAUUUAAUAUGCCAAGUUUGUAAUAAAAGCCUUAUUUUCAACUUGAAUCAUGACCCUGAAAUCAUGUAUAAAGAUAAACAUAGAGGCCAGAAACCAUUUUAUUAUGAAGAUUUUAAGAUUUCAAACCUUGAGGAGCAAAUCGGAUUAAUAACUCAGGUCCCCAUUCAAGGCAUGAAGACUAAUGUUCCUGGUUCCUCAGAAAACACUUCAGUUAACAAAGUAUACAAUGAUAGGCUUAGUACCCUAGUCACUAAGAAGACCAAGGGUUCAAAGACUUUCAGUUCAUCAAGUAGUUUUGGCCAAUAUCCUUCCCUCAUUCAGUCGAUUUCUAGAGACUUAUCAUAUUUCAGAAAAGAUCCCAUUAUAGUUUUUUGGUGCAGUCACUCGUUUCAUGAGAAAUGUGCCCCUGUUUCUUGUCCUAUUUGUAACAUAGAUGAGUAA